Molecule: messenger RNA, 2041 nt
Organism: Betta splendens (Siamese fighting fish)
Lineage: Eukaryota; Metazoa; Chordata; Actinopteri; Anabantiformes; Osphronemidae
Gene: tank
Product: TRAF family member-associated NFKB activator
Exons: 8
Coding region: 218-1225 (335 amino acids)
Biological process (GO): canonical NF-kappaB signal transduction
Source: RefSeq, a predicted model, not a curated record
AGUCCACAGAGCACGGGGAUUCCCCGAGGGAAGUUCCCAACUCAACUAGGCUAUGUAAAACAUACGUUGCCAUAUCCUCUCCAGCGCUUCGUACCUUUGCGUCUGAAGAUUAGGCGGCGACGCUGCGGUGGUGUCAAAACAAUCAUUUCGACUUUGGCAGUUACUCGGAUGAAGGGCUCAUGUCUGCUGUGUCAGUGAUGAUUGUGGAGCACACGGCAUGGAAAGGAACAUCGGAGACCAGCUCAACAAAGCUUUUGAAGCUUAUCGCCAGGUCUCCAUUGAAAAGGACAAUGCUAAGCAAGAGCUGCAGAAAAUGACUGAAUAUUAUGAGAGAUACACACAAACACUUGAAAAGCGGAUAGACGAGCAGCAGCAGCUGAUUUCAGAACUUCAAGCUAAGCUGUCAGCAACAAGGCAACCAUCAGGGGAGAUGAAGUGUGAGCCUUACAUCCAUCUCCGUGACGGGGUCAGCUCCUAUAGGUUAAAGCAAUACCAGGAGAAUGUGGGCUCUCUUGCUGUUGCUCCUAACAGCAGCGUUGACUAUCAGGACAUGCUAGACGCAUUCGAAGCAAUUGAAGGGAAAUUCCGGCAGAUUCGGUCUCUGACCAGAAGGCAGAAAGAUCACCUAAAAAGAUUCCAUGGAGGAAACGAUCCAUCAAAUGAUCAGCGCUUCUCCAUGCCCAUCCAGUGCACGGACCGUACAGCGGAGGCAGAGACACCAUUUUCCACCCCAGGGCUAAGGUCAGCAGUGGACGUCCCGCACCCACCAGCGUCUCUGGCGUCCCGCGGAGCCAGCCCCGAGGACAGGGAAUUAGUAGACUCUCUUACCGAACUCAGUGUCAAAUUCCCACCCUCUGCGGACGGUGAAUAUGACUUCCUUAACAGUGCUCCGGAGAGGAACCUAGGUCUUACCAUGCCCAUGAAACCACCUCACAGUAGCAUCCCGUCCACGUUGUCGGAGGAAGAGCCCGUGGAACUGCCCAUGCCUUUUGUCUACCCUCCAUCCCCCUCCCACUCCACAUCAUCUUCACUCUCCAAGGAGAGCGUGCGGGGACCCCAGCAGACUCUCUGGAGCCCCGAGCUGUGCGAGGCGGCCGGCGUGGGGACGGAGCUGGCGACGCGUCAGAACAGCAGCCCCGAUAAAUGUGCUUUCUGCCACGCGGUGGUUCCUCAGGACCGAAUGAACAUCCACCUGUACUCGCAUUUCAAAAGCGAGGACAAUUGACAGUGGAAGCACAGACUUGAGGGCCAAGGCCACCACUACUACCAAGACUUUACUGUAUUCAUGGUCUAGUCCGGCCUGAGAUGAAGUACGUGCGCUGUACUGGAUUUGAAACAAGACUUGAAUCCAUUUAUUUAAUAUUGAUGAACUGAAUGGUACAUAUCCUGCCCAUGAUAUUGAUAUUUCUCUAAAAUCGCGCUGAGAUUUUCUUAUAGUGAGUAUUGAUGAUGCAUAAUAUGGUAUAUAUGAGCAAAUAAAGCCAACAUUUACUCUUUUUUUAAUUUGAAUUAAUGGUGAACAUAUAAACAUUAGAUGCCUUACUUUCUGGACACAGAGUCAAAUAUCAGGAUGUGUACAUAUGAACUUUCUAUGAUAUAUUUAUAUAUAUUUUUAUAUGAGAACAUUUGUUGCAUUAAUAACACGCAAACAUUUCGUUUUAGUGAGACAUUAAUUCUGAGGCAAGUGAAUAUGAACUUUUCUUGCCCCACCUGUUAUGUUGGUUUUUCUAUGGCAUGGAACAACCAUCUCUUAUGUGUUAGAUAUACUGUACCAACAAUAUGCGUCAGAUCAAUUAAACGUUAACCAAUCAGGCCUUUCGAGGACGGCGGACAUAUUGAUUAGUACUAUUUGCACAUGAACUCCCAUUGUUCUUCAGUGUUGUAUGCUUACGUCAGGAUCAUUUGAAGCAGCUGUAUGUCGUUUGUGCCGAGUGUAACAAACAAUUUCUCUCAUGUCUCAAAUUUAUUUUUGUGGAGGAUGUCUGUUAUUUCUUCAUUAAAAUUAUCUACACAAAUGGCAAUAAAUAACCCAAGACACAAA